UUGAACACUCUCACCUUUUGUCUUUGGGUGCCUCUUUGUCUCCACAGCCGAACACCCGUCUAAAACCAUGAGGGAGAUCGUUCACGUUCAAGCAGGACAAUGUGGUAACCAGAUCGGGUCCAAGUUCUGGGAAGUCAUCUCCGAUGAGCACGGCAUCGACCCCACGGGGGCCUACCACGGCGACUCCGACCUCCAGCUCGAGCGCAUCAACUGCUACUUCAACGAGGCCACCGGCGGCCGCUACGUCCCGCGCGCCAUCCUCAUGGACCUCGAGCCCGGAACCAUGGACUCCGUGCGCGCGGGCCCCUUCGGACAGCUCUUCCGGCCGGACAACUUCGUGUUCGGCCAGACGGGCGCGGGGAACAACUGGGCCAAGGGCCACUACACCGAGGGCGCCGAGCUCAUCGACUCGGUGCUGGACGUCGUCCGCAAGGAGGCCGAGUCGUGCGACGCGCUGCAGGGCUUCCAGCUGACGCACUCGAUGGGGGGCGGGACGGGCGCGGGCAUGGGCACCCUGCUCAUCUCGAAGGUCCGUGAAGAGUACCCGGACCGCAUCAUGUCCACCUACUCCGUCAUCCCGUCGCCCAAGGUGUCCGACACCGUCGUCGAGCCCUACAACGCCACCCUCUCCGUGCACCAGCUCGUCGAGAACGCCGACCAGUGCUUCACGCUCGACAACGAGGCACUGUACGACAUCUGCUUCCGGACCCUCAAGCUCACCACGCCCACCUACGGUGACCUGAACCACCUGGUGUCGGCCGCCAUCUGCGGUACUACCUGCUCCCUCCGCUUCCCCGGGCAGCUCAACUGCGACCUCCGGAAGCUGGCGGUCAACAUGGUGCCGUUCCCCCGCCUGCACUUCUUCAUGAUCGGCUUCGCUCCCCUCACCAGCCGCGGCUCGCAGCAGUACCGCGCCCUGACGGUCCCCGAGCUGACCCAGCAGUGCUUUGACUCGAAGAACAUGAUGUGCGCCGCCGACCCUCGCCACGGGCGGUACCUGACCUGCGCCGUGAUGUUCCGAGGGCGAAUGUCCACCAAGGAGGUCGACGAACAGAUGCUGAACGUCGUGAACAAGAACUCCUCCUACUUCGUGGAGUGGAUCCCCAACAACGUCAAGGCCUCCAUCUGCGACAUCCCACCGAAGGGACUCAAGAUGUCCACCACCUUCGUGGGCAACACCACCGCCAUCCAGGAGGUUUGGAAGCGUGUGGCGGAGCAGUUCACGGCCAUGUUCCGGCGAAAGGCCUUCCUCCACUGGUACACCGGCGAGGGCAUGGACGAGAUGGAGUUCACGGAGGCCGAGUCCAACAUGAACGACCUGGUGUCGGAGUACCAGCAGUACCAGGACGCCACCGCGGAAGAGGAGGGAGAGUUCGAUGAGGACGAAGAACUCGACGACGGAAUGAUGUAGACGCUGGAUGCCGAAUGUUAGUGCUGUGUAUUGUCUACGUCACUUUAACUGUCCUGAUUUCUGUCCGACAGAUCAUUAUACUUGCUUGCUGGUCGUGCAAGAAGUGGUGGUGGAUGCCCGAGGCUGGCGGGAUAACGCCCGAGGACACCGGUAGUGUUACGGAAGUCUUUCUCUUUCUUUUAGUUUAAUCAAAAUUUGUGUUGCUGGCAUUUGUUGGCCGUUUUGGCUUCUCCAGUUUUGUCUCGCUUUGUUGCCGUGGCUGUGUUGGGGUCGUCGGACUACUGGCAUUGUUGUGUAG
Molecule: messenger RNA, 1709 nt
Organism: Ectocarpus siliculosus
Lineage: Eukaryota; Phaeophyceae; Ectocarpales; Ectocarpaceae
Source: the annotation of a GenBank genome assembly